Messenger RNA from Austrofundulus limnaeus, 4848 nucleotides. It is a transcript of the gene igf1, whose product is annotated as insulin-like growth factor 1. The record is from RefSeq and is a predicted model, not a curated record. Gene Ontology annotation, biological process: cell population proliferation; negative regulation of apoptotic process; positive regulation of cell population proliferation. Lineage: Eukaryota; Metazoa; Chordata; Actinopteri; Cyprinodontiformes; Rivulidae. Gene Ontology annotation, molecular function: growth factor activity; insulin-like growth factor receptor binding; hormone activity. The transcript is spliced from 5 exons. Bases 302 to 850 code for a protein of 182 amino acids. Gene Ontology annotation, cellular component: extracellular region.
AGGAGGAGACAAAUGCUGCCCCAGCUGUUUCCUGUUGAAAAUGUCUGUGUAAUGUAGAUAAAUGUGAGGGAUUUUCUCUCUAAAUCCGUCUCCUGAUCGCUAAAUCUCACUUCUCCAAAACGAGCCUGCGCAAUGGAACCAAGUCGGAAUAUUGAGAUGUGACAUUGCCCGCAUCUCAUCCUCUCUCGUUUUGUUACUUUCUCUCCUCUCCUCUCCCAGAUAUAUAUUUUUUUAUUUUUUAUUUUUUUAAUGACUUCAAACAAGUUGGUCCUUUUCGCCGGGCUUUGUCUUGCGGAGACCCAUGGGGAUGUCUUGCGCUCAUUUAUGUGAUGUCCUCAAGGGUGCGAUGUGCUGUAUCUCCUGUAGCCACACCCUCCCACUACUGCUGUGCGUCCUCAUCCUGACUCCGACGGCAACAGGGGCGAUUCCCGAGACCCUGUGCGGGGCGGAGCUGGUCGACACGCUGCAGUUUGUCUGCGGAGAGAGAGGCUUUUAUUUCAAUAAACCAGGAUAUGGCCCCAGUGCAAGGCGGUCCCGGGGCAUCGUGGACGAGUGCUGCUUCCAAAGCUGUGAGCUGCGGCGCCUGGAGAUGUACUGCGCGCCCGCCAAGACUAGCAAAGCGGUUCGCUCUGUGCGCGCACAGCGCCACACAGACAUGCCAAGAACUGCUAAGGUUAGUAACCCGGGACAGAAAGCGGACAAAGGCACAGAGCGCAGGGUGGCACAGCAACAAGACAAGACAAAAAUCAAAAAGAGACCUUCAUCUGGACACAGUCAUUCAUCCUUCAAGGAAGUUCAUCCGAAGAACUCAAGUCGAGGAAGCUCUGGGGGCAAAACUUACCGAAUGUAGGGAAGCAGCGACUCGACAAAAGCCCAGCAAUUUGGGAAGAGAGAAGGGAGUGGCCUUACCUGGUACCCCUGUGGAAUGGUUCACUGUAAAACUAAACAAAAGGAUGUAAACAAUGGCUGAAAAGCUCUUCAAAAUAAUUGCAACUUUAGAACCAAGUGGUGUUUAAAAGGCUUGAUGAGGGGGGUAUUGUGAUUAUUUUGUACACUGCACCAAUCUGGGAGGGGCUCUUGGUUAAUGUUCAAGACUAGUUUAGCUGCUGAGACAUGAACAAAAACUUAUUACUUCUCGAUGUGAGAGCUGCAAUAUCUCCAGCUCCAGGGAAACCAAUCAGGGCUUCAGUCAAUCAGAGAGCAGCAGCCGGUGGUUCGUCCAUCUUGUCCUUUGAAGUUUGUGGAAGUGAAGUCUUUUUACUUUGAGUGGAUCCUUUCACUCCUUUGGUAAAACCAGACACUUUGUCACUCUUAAAUAUAGCAGUUACUACUCCCGUUCAAAUCGAAUAUUUUAUCGUCAGAGUUUGUAUUUAUGCACCAAACAGUACUUUGGAUAUUUUUGUUUGUUUUAGGGACCAAGUCCAUGUGGUUUUCUAAUUUCAUCAUCAGUCUAAGUCAAAUCCCCACCAAGUGGAGCGACAAGAGUUUGAGACCAAUAUUAAUCCUUUUUAGGCAAAGUUCAGAAUCUGUCUAGAAUGAAAUGUAAAACGUAACUAAAAAGGACUUUGAAAAGGGGGCAAAUACAGUAAGUAUUGCAAAAUGAGACUGUGGCUUGCAGGGUUUAUAUUUAAUACAGACAAGAAACUAGAACUUAAACUAAAGUUUCUUUUGGCCUGUCAGUACAUUGCUUGUUUAGUUUUUAGAAAUAGGUCGUUCAGUAGAUUCAAAGUUCAUUUGGACCAAAUGAAUGGAGUAAUCAAAUAGUGACAAUCAAGCAUAAUAUUUGUUGUCUGUGUCCUUUUCAYGUCGUUACCAUUGCCAUAUCAGAUUGUCAACAGUCCAGUCACCCAUUGACUAACAUUUCAUCUUAAGUGGAGAUUUGUGCUUUAAGUUCAGCACAGAUCUCUAAGGUUUAUACGGCAUUCUAUAAUACAUACCAGGAUUAUGGAAUAAGUAAUUCCCAAGUGUGUUAACCRAAGUUUUAACACCAAAAUGCUGUCAUAAUGGCUGCAUAAAAGUGGAAGAUUAUCGAUUUUUUAUUUUUUAUUUAUUUUUUUGUUCAGGAGAGGCUGAAAACUUUCCAAAAUUGGUUCUGGCUUGGGUCAGCGAGAAUUUGAUAUGAUGGCGAGAAACAAAUAACACAAGCAUCCGUUUCAAAGUCCGCCACAGAGACAUGCAGAUUAAACAGUUUUGGUAAAUAUUUCCAACCCAAAAAGGCAAGUCCACCUGGAAAAGCGAAAACACCCACAAAAGUACACAAAUACACAUACAAAGCACCCACAGUAAAAAAAAAAAAAAAAAAAGAAAAAAAAGAAAUUAUGCAAUUGUGAGCAAGGGUCAAGACCACCUUCACAAAAUUCACAAAAAACCAUUUCUGAGAAGUGCUUGCAUGAUGUCUGACAGGAAACUGCUCUUUGUUCGAGCCUCCAUGAUUUUUGCCCAAAACAAGUCAUGUCUGGCGCCUGCCUCCUCUCUCUCUAUAUAAUAAACCUGUACUCCCAUUAUGUUAACCUAUGCAUUACUAUCAUUCAUUGUACAUGAUGGUUUCAUUUAACAAACUGUAUUAAGAAUCCUAUCCACUGUAUAAUGGUGCUAUUUUAUAGUUUACUUGCUAGAGAUGGCUACGUGAGACAGAUGGCAGGGCUUACAUGGAGGUCUUCCCUAUUGCACAGCCUUGUGGCCACCAUUUUAAAAGUCAUUUCGUUUGUAAACAGUUUCAGUAAGGUAAAGCAAGCGAGUAAAUGUAUCUGUGUGAAAUCUGUGAAUGCAUGGAGCAUAAAAAUAAGAGUAUUGUGGUCCCAAAGAAGGCAAAYGCUAUUUUUUCUACUGUUCUUAAAUUAUUUUCUCAAUGUAGAUCCCUUAUGCCAAAUAACUAGACAAAAGUACUGUAUGUAUGGAGAUUAACAGUCAGGGCAUGCUUUUGUUCAGAGGUCUGUGUAUAUAAAUAUGCCUCUGUAAAAACUAAAUUAUUGGAUAUUAAAAUGACUCAAAGUGAGACCAUGCAGCUUUUGCAAACCAUCUUCAGGAAGUGAUCACUUGGAAUUUACUCAUAGCCAUGCUUAUUGGUAUCUCCCGACAAUACUUUGUAUCCUACAUUAUUUCUCCAAAUUAGUAAAGGGAUAGGAGUUUGCUUUUUAGAUUUUCUUUUCUACAUUAAUUAGGUUGACUCUGAAUUCACCCAAGGCCGUGGGAAGAGGGGGACUGAAGGAUGCUGCAAUGACCCUUGGUGGAUGCCAGAGGACAUGCAUGUCCAAAUAAUUAAAAAAAAACUUUUCUAAAUCUAGUACAUAAACAAGUACUGCAAUUAUAUUGUAGAAAUUAGCAAAAUUGAAGAGUGGGAGUGGAAAGGCUGCAAAAAUAAAUGUAGAAAGAAAAAUAUAUAUGUAUCCGGAGCAUUUUGAAGAUUGUUUUCUGUCACUGUGAAGCUACAACUGAUUAGUUUUCUCCACCAGAAAGGGAUACAAAACAGUUUGUUAUAAUAAUAGAAUAAUAAUACACUUUCCAGCAAUUUGCCUUGAAAUUAUUUAUGUAGCUCAAAGAGGAAGGUUUCUAUAUUAUGCAACAAUAUGCCACAAAUUAAAGUCCUUUAGCAAUGAUGGGAGAUCGAAAUGUAGGCAAAACAUAAAUUUACUUUUCUUACUUCACUUUCCAAGUUCAAAAAUUACAAAAUACCAUCCCUGAAAAAGGAGUUUUGACUUAUCGAUUUAGAAGUUUUCACUGUGACCUCACAAAUCAAAAUGGCUGUCUUUGCACUUUGCCAUAAACAAGUAUGAGACACAGCCAUAAACCAACUAUUUGCUCCUCUAUCAGACACUUUUUCAUUAAGUCAAUGUACAAAAGUGACAGAGAUGUUUUUGUCCAUAUAUUCUUUUAACUUUUAAUUAUUAUUUUUUUACUUGUUGUACAUUUUUACUUCUAAUAUGGUUAGAUUUGAUUCCCAAAAUGACAUCUAAUCUCACGGUUAGAGAACAUAUUUUGUCUAUCAGCACUAACAGAACAGGCUGUCUUUUGAGAGUACUUCAUCAUAAUUUACGGAACUAAAGUGGCUAGUAAAGGGAAAAAAACAAGUCCAUGCUUACAAAAUCUGAAUUUGGAAUGUUGCAAAAGUUACACGGUCUUGCUUUGGGGGAUUAGCUUAGUUUUUUUUUAUUUUUAUUUAAUCUGUCUAAAACUUGCUAGCAGCUUUUGCCAAAGUAAAAUUUUGAUGUAUGGGUCACAUUGCUCUAAAACAAGCUUUGGAGCGACAACAAAUCUGCUCUCAAAGCAACCAUUGAUUGAUGCAAUAAACAUUGGUCUACCUUUCAUGGUAUGGUCCUCGCUCAUGAACUUUGCUGAUUAACGUGAAUAAUAGAGUACAAACCAAAGAUUUUUUUAAAUGAAAACCCAUCAUUGUAGUUAAACAAACCCAAACCAUUAAACAACAUGUUGACAUUCUUGUCUCAACUGCACUGCAUCUUCAAUACUGUUUCAAACUGCUUCUGGUUCCUGAAAACGUGCUUGUGUUGUAGAAAAUGGACCAGACAGAUGACCCUCAGUUUAUAUGGUAUACCCUACGAAGCGAAGCAGAAAAACCAAAGGGACAGCUUCAGAUCAUCUGCUUAUAAAUCAUUCAAACAUGUCAGUUUGUCGGCUGUAUGAGAAAAAUAAACCAAUAACGCACAGAAUAUGAGAGUGCAUGAGUCAUUCAUGACUCCCUGAAGUGUUAAAUGAGUAAAUACAUUUUCCUUAUGCUCACUGUCCAAGAAACUGUUUGAUUACGGCACUUUUAUUUAUGGUGCUUGAUUGCCUUCUUCAAGAAAAAAGAAACUGUUUACCAUUCCUGCUGAAAUAAACCACUUGUCAACAUCA